Messenger RNA from Racocetra fulgida, 499 nucleotides. The record is from the annotation of a GenBank genome assembly. Lineage: Eukaryota; Fungi; Glomeromycota; Glomeromycetes; Diversisporales; Gigasporaceae.
AUGGAUUUUGCACAAAUCAAGAGAGAUGUUUAUGAGGCGAUCUCAGGUAAACCAAUUUCGAAGUAUAUAACUAAUGCACUGGAUGUUAUUGAGGAAUCAAUAAAGAAAUAUGGGUAUGUCCUCUCUUUCAAUGGGGGGAAAGAUUGUAUGGUAUUACUACAUUUGUUCGCUGCUGCCUUGUUUAAACAAUUCCAUGAUUCUAUCAAUACACUCAAUAUUCAAGCGGUGUAUAUUGCAUACCCAAACUCUUUUGCUGAAGUCGAUGAUUUUGUGAACGAGUGUGUUCGCAAUUAUAAAAUUGAUCUCGUUACGAUAGAAGGACCUAUUAAACAAGCAUUGGAAAAGUAUUCUAAACUACGACCGAAUGUCAAGGCAAUCUUUGUGGGUACUCGGAGAAAUGAUCCUCACGGAGGAACCGACAAUACGCAUCCUAAUCCUGAUCUUCGCAAUCCCACACAACCCUGUGGAUAUGAUCCGGCAUGGAAAUUGGUCGAUGAAA